ACCAAGCCCUCCGCCGUUGAGCUCAACCCCGGCAAUCAUUCACCAGCGCCCCUGUCACCGCAACAACGAAAACAUCGAAACUCCAUCUCGCAUCCUUCUCAAAACAAAGAGAAGAGAGCAAGCGCAUCGUCAUAUCGAGACCAGCAUGGGACAUCUUUACUCUGGGAUCAUAUCCUGAGGAUAUCCAUACCAUUUCCACCCCGUCCACAUCAGCCAUGUCCCUUGUUCCCUACCACGAGCGCGAAGGUCGCGAGAUUGUUCUCCGUCACCACAACUCCAUCGUCGUCCGCGACCCCACCUCCCAGCGUCUCGAGAUCCGCGGCCUCGAACUGACAAAAUGUCCCACCUGCCACCAAAGCCUGCGAACAUCAUCCCCAGAGAGGCGCUUUGAGCCCGCAACGAGCCAUGAAACCUACGUCAAUCCCGAUUACUUCCGCAUGCUGCGCGCCGGCCAGUAUCGACGGAACCACACGCAGCCUCUCCCGCCACCGUCGAGUCCUAUCCGGCGGUUGGUCGAACCGUUUCCGGCCUCGGUAUCUGAUGAAGACGGGAGCGAGCUUGGACGGCAAGACGCCGAGUCUGUGAGGAGCUCACCGGCGCCUCACCAGGGCGGCGGCCGCAUUCGACGAGAGGCGUUCAGCCCGAAUUACUUUAAUACUUUCUUUAUCGAGGAGCGAGAGCUUGGCCGAGGCGGCAAGGGUGUUGUCUUGCUUGUGCGGCACGAGAUUGACGGCUGCUUUCUGGGAGAGUUUGCCUGCAAAAGGGUGCCAGUGGGAGAUGACCACGCCUGGCUUGAAAAGGUGUUGGUAGAGGUUGAGCUGCUUGCGAAGCUCUCCCAUCCCAACCUUGUCUCCUACCGGCACGUCUGGCUUGAGGACUAUCAGACCAGCCAGUUUGCGCCUGUAGUUGCGUGCGCAUUCAUCCUGCAGCAAUACUGCAAUGGCGGCGAUCUGCUGCACUACGUCAUUGGCGACAUGCCGAGGGAGGCCACGAAGGAGCAGCUCAAGGCCCAGAUGCGCCGUCGCUCCAAAGGCCAGACAGAACGUCCCAAGAUGCAGCGUCGCUUGCCCCCUGAGGAGAUUUACUCGCUCUUCAAGGAUAUUACGUCCGGCUUGGCCUAUCUGCAUGCUGCAAACUACAUCCACCGCGACCUGAAACCUAGUAACUGUCUACUGCAUCGCGAGGGGGCUCAUUUGGUUUGCCUGAUUAGCGACUUUGGGGAAGUCCAACCGGAACAUGCGGUUCGUAAGUCGACCGGUUCGACGGGUACGAUCUCGUACUGCGCGCCGGAGGUUCUCAAAAAGGAUGUCACGGGGAGGUACGGAAACUUUACCACCAAGUCAGACAUCUUUUCGUUGGGGAUGAUUCUGUAUUUCAUGUGCUUUGGCAGGUUACCCUACCACUUUGCCAACGCGGUGAAUGAGGAGUUGGAGGAUAUCGACCAGCUCCGCGCCGAGAUUACGGACUGGAAGGGGUUUCACGAUGAGCGGAGGGAGCGGCCGGAUCUGCCGCACAAGCUGUAUCAGUUACUUCAGAAGCUUCUGGCGGUUAAUCCGCUCGAGCGGCCUACUGCUAACGAGGUGCUUGGUGCGAUGAAGGGGGAGAUGCCGUUGGAUGGGGUGAACGGGAUGCGUGGGGGGAGGAACAACUCGGACGGGAUGGGGGGGCAUAGGAUUCAGAAUUUGGAGGAGCCGGGUCUGAUGAGGCCGGAGGGGACGAAGCAGGCGAGGGUGAAUUCUCUUACGGAGGAGGAUGAUUUUGCUGCUGUUUCGCAGACUUCGGCGGUUUCACUUUUGCAGAAGAGGAUGAUGAGGGCUCCGAGGCAUAGAGGGUCGGGAGGGGAGUUGACUUUGGGGGGCAGGAGGAGUGAGGAUGAUUCGCCGGAGGGGGAGGCGGCGGCGGCGAGCAUUACCACGCCUUUGUUGAUGCCGCCGCCUACUACUGCGCUGGAGAGGGUGAGGAAUGGGGCUGUGCUGGCGCAGUGGAGGGUGAGGAGAUGGGGGGGGGAGAAUGAGGUUUUGCUGAGGGUGGGGGUGUUUGUAGGGAAGAUGGUGAGUCUGAGUUGGGUUUGUUGGCCUUACAGUUCUUCUGUGGUGGUGAUGGGGUUGUUGGUGGGGAUGGCGACGGUGGAUUUGGUUGGGCUUAGCCGGGGGAUGGGGGAUAGGGAGGGAGAUGGGGGUGGGGUUGUUGGGGGGGAGGGAGGGGGAGCUGAUGAUGGGGGUGGUAGUCCUGUUGUUAUUAGGGUUGGUCCUGAUGGUAGUCCGAGGGUUGUGCACCCGGUUGGUGGUGGUGUAAGGAACUCGGGCUGGAUGGUAGGAUGGAGGAGGAGUUGGGUGUUGCUCGGGGCGCACUUUGUUGUGUUAUGGGUUGCGUCCCGUGCUGCGGUCCUUUGUGCGGCGGCGGUGCCGAUUGUGAGGAGGGGUGAUGAAGAAUGGGAGGGUUGGUUGUGA
This is a messenger RNA of Podospora bellae-mahoneyi, 2450 nucleotides long. It is a transcript of the gene IKS1, whose product is annotated as putative serine/threonine-protein kinase iks1. Gene Ontology annotation, biological process: protein phosphorylation. Gene Ontology annotation, cellular component: cytoplasm; cytosol; nucleus. Bases 216 to 2450 code for a protein of 744 amino acids. Lineage: Eukaryota; Fungi; Ascomycota; Sordariomycetes; Sordariales; Podosporaceae. Gene Ontology annotation, molecular function: ATP binding; eukaryotic translation initiation factor 2alpha kinase activity. The record is from RefSeq and is a predicted model, not a curated record. The transcript is spliced from 2 exons.